Messenger RNA from Physella acuta, 1509 nucleotides. RefSeq names its product nucleoredoxin-like. Gene Ontology annotation, cellular component: nucleus. Gene Ontology annotation, molecular function: thioredoxin-disulfide reductase (NADPH) activity. The record is from RefSeq and is a predicted model, not a curated record. NCBI's taxonomy places the organism in Eukaryota, Metazoa, Mollusca, Gastropoda, Physidae. Gene Ontology annotation, biological process: negative regulation of Wnt signaling pathway; negative regulation of protein ubiquitination.
UGUCCUGCUGUUGUAAGCUGUAUCUGGCUGCUGUACAGCUGUUGUAAGCUGUAUCUUGCUGCUGUCUGAUGGUGUAAAUGAUGUCUUGGCUGGAGGAAAUACUGGGGACAGAACUCUUAAGACCUGACAAAACUGUCGUCCAAGUGAGCUCCCUUGUUGACCAUGACGUCAUAGGACUAUAUUUCUCCGCGGACUGGUGCCCACCGUGUGGGAAGUUCACCCCCACCCUGAUGCACUGCUACCAGCAAGUGAGGGGGAGAGGCAAGAGAUGGGAGAUAAUCUUCAUCAGCUUAGACAAGGAUGAGGAGAGUUGUCUCGCCUACCACAGUACAAUGCCCUGGUUAAUGCUGCCGUUUCACUCCCCACUCAGGGAACCAAUGCCAAACAAGUACUCGUUGAUUGGGAUUCCAGUUUUGCUGUUGUUAGACCCUAAGACAGGGGGACUCAUAUCGGACACAGGGAGGGCACUCGUGACUCAAGAUCAAGAUGGGGUGAACUUUCCCUGGCAGAAAAAAGAUUACGCCGAUAAAACUAGGCCAAGCUGUUUGUUGUGUUUCCAUCUCAGUACACGACACCAGUCGGCCGUGCUAGCUACCGUGCGGUGUCUACUAGACUUAGGAUCAGUGUUGGAAUAUUUGAAGAUGGCUUUAGUCAAGCUGUUGGGGGACAAGGUUGUGGGCAAGAAUGGUCAAGUGGAUGUCUCCUCCCUCUCAGACAACGAUGUUGUUGGUUUUUACUUCUCUGCCCACUGGUGUCCCCCUUGCCGUGGGUUUACGCCUGUUCUUGCAGAAUACUACACCAAACUAAGAAAUGCUGGGAAAAAAUUUGAAGUGGUCUUCGUCAGCUCUGAUAGUGAUGAGGCGUCGUGCCAGGAGUAUUUCAACAGCAUGCCAUGGUUGUUGCUACCGUAUGAGGAAAGGGAUACAAAGGAUGAACUAAGUAAUACCUAUGAGGUUAGUGGUAUCCCAACACUUGUCCUGCUAGAUGCUAAAACUGGGGACAUCAUCUCUACAGAUGGUGAUGAGAUUAUUUUAUCAGACACAGAUGGUGACAAAUUUCCAUGGAAAUAAAAAAAAAUAGUUGAUUAAUUUUUCUAAAAAAUGUAGCUAUUCAUUAAUUAUAACAGGUGACAUGUAUUUUCAUUUUUUGCUUAGUUAGCAAUAAGUUCAAGACACCUAGGUUAUAAUUUAAGUACUUGUUAGUGUUUUUAAAUAUUUAGUUUGAACACUGUUAGUAUGUGUAAUGCUUACAAAAUUAUUUACCUAGAUCUGAAUUACCACUUGAAUAAUGUAAUGUACCUGAUCAUUACAUCAGAUUUAACAAUCGGAUGUUUCGUUAUAACGCAGCAUUUUAUUGUGAUAUGUAACAUCAUAUCAAGUUUAUUUAUUAUAUACUUACAAUAUUUUUACAAUAUUUUUAGAAUGUUGAUAUUAUUUCUGAAACAAUAUUUUAUGUACUGGAAGCACAAUGUUUUGUUUUGUUUAUUAUGAAUAAAAUUUGAUUUUUGUA